AUGGAUCAACAACAGCCACUCGCCAUCAUUUCGAGUGAGGAUGAAGAAUCUUAUGUGCAAUCAUUGGACAGCAAAAACAUAACACUUCCUCCGGUGAAGAGAGGCACUGAGCGAGCUGAGCUACUCUUGUUGGCAAUCUCCACUCAUAAAUUCGAUGGCAUUCCUACAUCAAACAGAAUCUUGUCGAAUUCCAACAUUCUUCGGGCAAGUCCACGUGCCCAAUGUAGAACUUUGGAUGGUGAAGAACACAUGCUUCAAGAAUCUGUCAUUUUGAAUAAAGCAACUUUUCCCCAAGCAAUUCCAGAAGUUUUAAAAAGUAUUCAAAAUUCUGGUUUCAAUUUGAAUUCCCAACAAGAAGGUACAACAGUUUUUCUACCAAUCCCCAAAGUAACAAAAGAACACAGAGAAAACCUAUCAAAAAAUGCCAAACUAUUAUUUAUCAAAUGCAGAGAUGCUAUAAAAGAUGUACAAAAUAAAACUAUCAAAUCCUUGAAAAGGAAAGAUGGAGUAUCAGAAGAUCUUGUUAGAAAUAUAGAAAAUCAUUUGAAAGCUUUAGGAGAUAAAUACAUUUCUGAAGCUUAA
Molecule: messenger RNA, 582 nt
Organism: Harmonia axyridis
Lineage: Eukaryota; Metazoa; Arthropoda; Insecta; Coleoptera; Coccinellidae
Product: ribosome-recycling factor, mitochondrial-like
Exons: 1
Coding region: 1-582 (193 amino acids)
Biological process (GO): translation
Cellular component (GO): mitochondrion
Molecular function (GO): ribosomal large subunit binding
Source: RefSeq, a predicted model, not a curated record